Molecule: messenger RNA, 747 nt
Organism: Hydractinia symbiolongicarpus
Lineage: Eukaryota; Metazoa; Cnidaria; Hydrozoa; Anthoathecata; Hydractiniidae
Exons: 2
Coding region: 1-747 (248 amino acids)
Source: RefSeq, a predicted model, not a curated record
AUGAACCUCUCAGUGUUCGGCAAGGCUAUGGAGAACCUGAGAAACCACCAUAACAUCCAGCUAGUCACGAACGAAGCCGCAUACACGAAACUAGUCAUGAAGCCGAACUUCAACUCCAACUACUUCAGCAGUCACAUCAUGGGUGUGGAAACAAGCUAUAUUGGACAACUCGAAAAUCGUGAUGUACAACUUCCACUACGACUAUAUGCAGCCCAAGUACGGUACCAAGUUGCGGAUCUGCUUAUGGACACGGAAUCUUUCCUGUACCACAUCAGAACGGAGGACAUUUACCGCGAUAUUGCUGAUGAUGUCAAGACACGUUUCGAUACGAGUGCCUAUAGCAAAGAUGAUGACAGACCUCUCCCAAUUGGCAAAAACAAAAAGGUCGUGGGCUUGAUGAAGGAUGAGCUAAGCGGAAAAAUCAUGACAGAGUUCAUCACGCUGAGAGCGAAGCUGUAUGUCUACAAGAGUAUCACGAAAUGGGGUGGCGAUCCCAAAGCGAAAGGUGUGAAGAAGUGUGUCACGGCAAAGUCUAUCACAUUUGAAGACUACCAGCGCUGUCUAGAGGAUGGCGUCGACAUAUACAAGACCUGGGUCCGUAUUAAAAACAAGGGGCAUCAAAUCUAUACGCAGGAAGUGAACAAGCUGGUACUUAAUAGGGCAGACGACAAGCGGAUCGUACAAGCAGACCAGAUCACAACACUCGCGAGAGGUCAUUACCGUUUAGCCGCUAAGGGGUGUCAAUAA